CCCAUCUUACUCGGCCUAUGUUCCAGGGUCACGCCCCGGCUUCGGCAACAGGCGCCGCGGCUUGGCCUGCUCGCCUUCUUUUGAGCGGGCCGCCUUCCCUUCUUCUCCGCCCCUUCUGUUGGUUGUUAGGCACGUGGUGCAAAGCGAGCACGCCGGCUGGCUGGCGAGCGCAAUUUCGCCCGAAAAGCGCCGGCUGCUGCGUCCCGACUCUGCGCGUCCGAGGCGCCCGCCUUGCGCGCCCCUGUUUCCCCUGCGCUCUCCAAUAGGGAGCGGUAGGAGCACCUUUGCAGACCUCCCUGCUUGGCGCUCCGAGAGCGGGGAAGUGAUUCCCUCCCCGGCGCCAGCGCCUCGGCAGCAGCCGCCUUCAAUUUCUCCCGCUCUUCUGGAGAUCCACCCCCGGCGGAUCUCAGCAGCCGAGGCGUCGGCGUCGGUUCUCCCUCCUUCCACCUCGCUUCGCCCGCCGGGUCUUGCGGCUGGGGCUGCCUCUCCCCAGACGCGCACGGACGCCGCGGGCGGAGGAGAGCGCGCUUAGCAGGGAUGGCAGCGGGUGCCGCGCGGGGCUGAAGCCGGAGCGGCGCCCGCCAUGGCCAAGCAGUACGACGUGCUCUUUCGCCUGCUGCUCAUCGGGGACUCGGGCGUGGGCAAGACCUGCUUGCUGUGCCGCUUCACCGACAACGAGUUCCACCCUUCGCACAUCUCCACCAUCGGUACGCCAGGGCGGGUGGGGAAGGAAGAGAAGUCGGGGGGGGGGGGAUCUGCCAGCCUGGCCUCUUCCUCCGUCUCCACCGGGAGCGGGGACAAAGGCGGAGGAGGGCCGACGAGAUUCGCCCUCGAACAAGAGGGAGCCGCGGCGACUCCUUCGUAGGGCAUCAUCGGGGGCCCGGCUGGAGGGAGAGAGACCUCGUGGGUCACAUUUGCGGCCUUGGGGGCUUCGCUGCUGGACUGGGGAGGAGGGGAGGGGUGGCUGGGUUGCAUCGCGCGUAAAGACACUGCGUCUUUGGCACGGAUUAAGAUGAGUGUACCUGCACAGUUGCCCAUAGCAAGCGCCGAGAGGGAAUCGCCCCGGGCGAUUCAGAUCUGAGGCUCCGGCUCCCUGAAGCAAAGCUGACACCCCCUUACUAAGGCAGGGAUCGCGAAAAGCGCCCCUUCUCCCCGAAAUCCCGGUCCCCCCUCCUUCAGUGCCUUUGCUUCCAGUUUACCUGUUGUUAGAUGCUGCACCAAUACCGGGCCUUGGCUCCUGCGUUGCCUGUGUUGGGAGCUAGUUUUUGUUCAAUAACCGCCCGGCUCUCCGGUCACUGUACAUGUUGCUGCUGCUGCUGCUGCUAAAUGCAGUAAUGCCAGCUCACCUCAAAGGUGAAAAUAAAUGCGACGUCAUUGUUCGAAAAUAUGAGGUAGGCAUAACACCAUGAGUCAUAUGGGGGUGGGGAGAGGAUGGAAGAGAGAAAGCCAGAGGGAAGGCAGACCCGUUUUGCUUUCCGAAAUCCCCAGUGGUGGCUAUGCUAGUCCCAGGGAAUAAAGUCGGUUCCUCAUGGGCUCUUAAAAAAACAGCCCUCUGAUAAGUCCUACGUGAGCCUAAACCCAUAACGUGGAAUAUGCCUGUCUCUUUGGAGCAUCUGCUUUUUUGUGGGUGUUAGCAGGCACAUAUGUGUGCUGAGAAUCUGGAAGCAGCUACUGUAUGAGCCCGUUCUAUUUUUAGACACAGGAGUGACUUGUGGGAGCAUGCUGGUGAGCUCAGAACAUAACACGCAAAGAUCCUUAAGAGAGACUAAACAUUGGAUGUACCCCGUUUUACUGAGUGAUGUGCAGGGCAUAUCUGAAGUGGCCAAGAGCAGACGAUAGGAUAAACUGGGGUUUUAGCUGUUUGUAGUACCAGGCCUUUAUAUUUUGCAUUUAUAUUCCACCUUUUCUCCAAUGAGCUCAAGGCAGUAGAGAUUUGUGGGUGGUUUCUUUUUGCUUUUGCAAGGAGGUUUAGUUGGUUGGGAAAGACAUUGCCUGCUCCCCCCCCCCCCCGCUCCCAUUUUAUUUAUUGGGAGUGUAGGUGUUUUGGCCAGUUGAGGGGCAGUUCUGAGCAUCACCAGUUUUUCUUCUGUGAAAUGGGUACUUUAUUGUGCAUUUGACAGUUUCUUAGAUUUCAGAAUAUUCCCUUGCGCCCCAAAAGGUUGGGGACCCCUGCCAUGACAGCUGCACCACACUAGCUCCAAUGGUUUGCCUUCACUGUUGGACGCAAUGUGCCUCUGGAUACCAGUUGCCGGAAACUGCAGGUGUGGAGAAUGCUGUUGCACCCGGGUCCUGCUUGUUGGCUUCCUAUGGUCAUCUGGUUGUCCACUGUGAAAACAGAGUGCUGGACUAAAUGGGCCUUGGCCUGAUCCAGCAGGGCUCUUCUUCUGUUAGCUCUGUUGGUCAUGAAACACAUUACAGUGGUACCUCAGGUUAAGUACUUAAUUCAUACUGGAGGUCUGUUCUUAACCUGAAACUGUUCUUAACCUGAAGCACCACUUUAGCUAAUGGGGCCUCCUGCUGCCGCUGCGCAAUUUCUGUUCUCAUCCUAAAGCAAAGUUCUUAACCUGAAGCACUAUUUCUGGGUUAGCGGAGUCUGUAACCUGAAGCGUAUGUAACCUGAGGUACCACGGUAAAUAAAAAGGGACCUUUUAAAACGUGAAUGGAGGUUCCCAGAGAAUGACCUCAGUCAGGCCCCACAGUUCUGAAAUUAGGCACAAAGCUUUCAUCUCAGAAAGUGUGACUACUAGUGUGCCUUUCAUUUUUAGAAAUGUAGCGAACGUCCAAAAAUAACUUGUAGAUCGUGCAGGAUUUUUUUGGGUGGUGGUGAGAUAAUGAAGCGUUGUCUGAAAUGUGGUAAAAGAAGGCUGUGGCUGAGCUUCCCCACCUGCCUCUGAAUUUGCCUGCUGAGGCCAAUGUGUUGAUGUUUUCCUGUAGAAACCAUUCGUUUCAACCAUUGUGCUAGGCAUGCAUAACCUAUAGCAGGGGUGGGGAACAUUUUUUUUUCAGUCCAAGGGCCACAUUCCCUUCUGGGCAACUGUCCAGGGGCCACAUGCCAGUGGGUGGGGCCAGAGGCCAAGGUGGGUGGAGCAACGAAAGCAAAUUUUACAUCUAUACAAUAAGUUAGUUUGUGCACACAUUCUCUAUCCUCCAUCCAGGCAAGCAAAAGGCAAUGCAGGUUUUCAAGGACACAUUCCAGGCAGUCAAAAGUAUUCAAGGAAAGUGUGAAGCCAGGAGGGUUAGGGGUGUGGCCUGGGGAGCGAAGGUGCCAUAUAGAAAGGUGUGAUUGGCUGCAUUUGGGCUCCGGGCCUGAAGCUCCCCAGCUAUGGCUCGAUUCCUCAGGCUUGCAUUCAGCGGCUGGCAGCUUGAGAAGAAAGCUGCUUUGGGGCAUGUCCAUAUUGACACAACUCCAUCUGAAGGAGCUCUGUAGCCCAUAUCAGAUAUAGGACUUGCAAGUAAGGCCAACAUGCAUGUGCGGGGGGGAGAGGGUUGGGCAUUAGUAUUGAAGCUAUUAAUUUCAGAUUUGAGUAUUUGGUCAGUUUGCAAGCUUAUGAUGGAAUCGAUCUGGAAAGUGAGAAGUUCCCAUUUUCCUCCAUCAUCCCAUCUGUUUGGGACUGAUGGGUGUUGAAGUUCAGUAGCGUUGGGGUGGAGGACACAGGUUUCCCAUCCCUGCCAUACACUGAAGAAUUGCAUAUUCCAGUAUUUAGCUUUCUGGCCAGUAAGUUACUUUCCUAUCAUGGUCUAUUUUAGGAAAUAGGAUGAAAUUCCCUUUGCUUCCUGUUUAAUUGCUUUUGUAGUCAGUAGUCAAGAAAAAAAUAAAUUGGGAUUUUUUAAAGAGUAAUUUCAUCAUCAUCAUCAACAUCAUCAUAAAGAGUAAUUUGUAAGAGUAAUUUAAAGAGAAAAUUUUCAGUUUGCAUUGGAAAACGUUCAUUUGCUCUAGAGAGUGGUCUAAGUUAGCAAGUUUAUAUUUCUUGUAUUUAGUAAACCAACCUAAAAUCAUUGACAAUGCCAAGCUUGCAUAAUAUUUGUUUGCAGUUGGCACCCAUCGUUACUAGCAAACUUAUGAAAAGGAAAAUUGUCCAUACAGAAAUAAAGCUCUGGUUUUCAAAAGCUUUCUUGGAACUUCUGGUGCUAAGAAAGCAAGGUUUUCUGCUUAGUCCCAUGAUUUCUUGUAAAGCAUGCUUUUCCAAAUUUCACCCAAUUCCUCACUCGUGAUAUGCAUUUGCAUCCAUAUGUUACAGAGUCUCUCCUCUCUUCUGCUUCUCCAGUUGCUUAAUAUCCUCCAAUAACUCACUGAUUCUUCCAGUAACUUAUCUGGCCAGUGUGCAGGCUUUAAGCUUUAUUACAAUUUGUAGAAUCCUGAGGGUCACCAACUGAAGCCAAGUGUAAAAUAGUGCUUCAGGAAGGCAGACACACAUUAAGAAUCAAGCACAUAUUCAGUCCAGGGCAAAAAUCCAUUCCUGGUUUCCCCACAAGGUUUCUUUGUUCAAGCCCUUUAAUUUAGUGAGGGAAGCCUUUUAGUUGUCAGGGGUCCCUUUACCUUUAUCGUCAAACAAUUGAGAAACACUUCCUGAUCUACUGCAAAACACCCAGAGGUCUACCAAGUGGAUCGUGGCCUACCUUCUGCCUAAUGCUGCUGCCGUCAAAUGUACCAUGGGAACAAUGGUAGUAAACAAAGAAUGGCCGAGCCACUUCCACUUCCAGGGUGUGCCCUAACUACCCCAUCUGUAGGCUUGUAGCAAAAUACACUACUUACAAUGGUGUUCACACAGGGAGAUUACCUCCUUUUAGCAGGGGUGGAUCCACCAGAUAUUUGUAGAAUUCCAACUCCCAUCAGUCCCAGCCAACAUGGCAAUGGUAAGGAAUAAUAGGAGUUGUAGUCCAUCAACAUCUGGAGGGCCACAGGUCCCCCACUCUGCUUUAUAGGGCUGGGGAGAGCAGGGUAUAAAUAAUUUUUAAAAAAUUAUUAUUAUUAUUAUUAUUAUUAUUAUUAUUAUUAUUGUGGUCUUCAUUCAGGUGAGUAGGCAGUGAAGACUAUCACUAGGUUGGGUUUUCAGCCCCCACUUCCCUAUUCUCCUGAGAUGGAACAUUAGGAGGGUUGCGGAAGAGUGGAGUUAACAGAAGUGCCACCUCUCUUGAAAAGCUUGUUCUUCGUGUGACCUGCUGCUUAGAUCUGCUUGAGCUUAAACCCACUCAGGUUGACCAUGGCCGGUUUUAGCCAGGUAGCUUGUAUGUAUGAAUUGCUAUGUAAUGGGAUAUGUUCCUCCUUGAGUUUAUAUUUUCUCCAGCAGUGGACCAUUUCCAAAACGGUCCUGUUCUCCCACACGGUGACGCAAGCACACAGUCCUCAUCUGCGUUAAGUUAAUGAAGUUCUCAUUGUGACCACAGAGCGAGUAGAAAAUGCCUUGCGGAGUACAAAGGAUCACUUUCAACUUGUUCCUGCUUGGUGAAUCGUGCACGAUAUGUGAGUCACCCUCAGAAAGCUACACAAUUUUCUGAGGAGAAAAUAAACUUAAUCUUGGAUCAGGGAGCUUUUUUUGUGCAGAAUGCAAGGCUUUGUUUUGCAGGAUCAGGCCAAGUGUCCAUCUAGUUCAGCAACCUGUCUCCCAACAGAAGCUAGCUGGGUUCCUGGAGGAAAUUCAUAAGCAAGGCAUGAGGGUCACCGUCCCAUUUGGUUUGCAAUCAGUUUCUGAUAAUUGGAACUAUACUGCCUCUUAACAUUUAUUUCUCAUAGUUAACAACCACUGGUAGAUGUAGGAACCUGCCUCACACUGGUCCACCUACCUUGGUCUUCCCUUCUCUACCCUGAUAGGCAGCACCUUUCCAGGCUUUCAGAUGGGGCACUUCCCUCAGCCAUGUCUGAAGAUGCCAGCGAUUGGACCUGGGGCCUUUUCCAUGCAAAGUACCUGCUCUCCCAUUGGGCCACUGCCUGUUUUGUUGCCUCUAACCUGCCCGGUCAUAGAUCUAAAAAUUGUUGUCUUAUGGAUUCACUUCUGGGUUCGAUUGCCGCAGUUAUUUAAGCUAUAGCUAACAUGAAGAAGGCCUCAUGCAAGGCUUAUAAAGCUGGUACUCUCAAUUAGCUCUACCCUGCCCUGCAAUAGAAGAGAAGUAUUGCAAGGCAGCAGGUAGGCGCUGCUUGGUUUGGGCAUAUGCAUUACUGCGGAGGUGUUUUGUCAGCCAAGCUUUAUCGCGCUGUGGCACACCACCUUGGAAAGAUGGGUUGCGUAGGAAGCUGUGUGCAGCUUUGGUGGCAUUUAUCUUGCAGUCCCCUGUGCUGCUGAAAGGUACCUGCUUCUUCAGCAGUGUGGGCAAGCGGCUACAGUAGAAACUUCAAAGAAACACACAGAGUCUUUGGUGCUUUCUGCUUUUGCUGGCUCUCCUGCAGAAAACUGGGGAGUUGGGUUGUUGUUCUUCUAUGAGGAGAAAAGGCUUCAAAAGAAUCUAGACCAGAUCACAGAUAAGUUGAAGCUGCACAGCCUACCAAGGUUAGAUCUCCAGCCUCUGACAAAAUGAAGGUGAAUUCACUAGUACUUUCCCAUGGUUCCUUUCACGGGUAUGUUCCCUACUCCAGUCAGAUUUUCUUGUCCUGUUUUUAUACUACUUUACACACACACACACACACACACACACACACACCAUGGCUGAGCAUGCAAAGGCAACAUAUAUUAGAUUGUAUAGUAAACUAUUCCUUUAUGACCCACAUUGGCCUAGACCAAAGGUAGACAGCCAGCCCCCCUCCAUAUGUUGUUGGACUCCAACUGUCAUCAGCCCCACCAAUGGCCAGACCCAGCUCUGGGAUGGAAAUAGCCUUGGUCACCCUGGUGGAUGAUGUGCUCUUGAGGAAGGAUGGAAGGAGUGCUACCCUGUUAGUAUCGAAAGCCAGGAAAGCUUUCAACCAUAGUAUCCUUCUGGGUCAACUAUUGGGUAUUGGAGUUUGUGGACACUUAAUACUUUUGUUCUUGUUGUUCCAUGAUGGAAGUUCUCGGGUGAUAAUGUUGGGCAAAUCUUGCCCUGUGCCCUAUGGCUUUCAGGGUGCCCCAGGGCUCUGUUUUGUCUUCCGUGCAUUUUAAGAGUUGCAUGAAGCUACUGGGGGAAGUCAUCCAAAGGUUGAUGACAUGGAACUCUCUCUUUCUUUUCCAUCUUCCGAUAUCAGGUUUUAGAAACUCUAAACUGGUGCCUGGAGGCAAUUCUGAGAUGGAUGAGGGUGAACAAGCAGAGGUUAAAUCCAGGCAAGAUGGAGGAGGUGCUGUGGGCUGGGAUAUUCCCCAUAUGAGGUUCCACUUCCCCUAAAAGACCCAAGUCCGCAUUGCAAAUGCUGCUGGCUUGGGUGCUGAAUAGUGAAGCCCAAGUAGUGUCGGUAGCUAGGGUAAGGUUUCAGGCAUCCCUGUUUCCCAGGGACAGUCCCCAGAUUUACAAAUCAGUCCCCUGACAAAAUCCAUCUAUUUAGUAGGAAGUUGAAAAGUGUCCUCGGAUUCAUUGAAAAAAAUCUGGUAACCUUAAGCUAGGGGUGUGUUUCAGCUGGUAUGCCAAUGGUGGCCAUUUCUGCAGAGGACAAAAUUAGCCACAGUGAUCUAUUUCCAGACUAGACGCAGAUAAGGCACUCUGCACGGGGCUGCCUUUAAAUAGUGUCUAGAAACGUCAACUGGUCCAAAAAGCAGUUGCCAUAGUUCUGAUGGGUAUACUGUUGUCAGUGUCAACAACAUCUAUAUUAUAGCAAGUAUACUGGCUUUGUAGACCCAUUUUAAAGGGCUGGUUUUAAACUUUGAAGCCCUAAAAGGUUUAGGCUGUGAGCUGUCUGGCAGUACCUGUGACAUCUUGCCCACACACUGAGACCUCAACCAGAGGCCUGCUUGGUGUGUUCACCCCGUAGUUCUGUGAGAUUGGUGAGAGCACUAGUUUGAGUUGAUUAAAAUGAGCUCUGCCUAGCUACUGACUCAGCUGCUGUAGUGUUAUGGAGUUUGUAUGAAUAUGUCAACUGCUCAAAAGUUUAAAAGAACUGUCAGCGCUGUAUGGCAAGGCCAGAGACAGGUUGGGCUGCUGGUGAGAAGGAGUUCAACAGAGAAGAGAGGAUCCAGCUCCUUAACAAUGGUGAUCUACUCUUAGAUUGUGUGUGUGUGUGUGUGUGUGAAUGUUGUUUGCAUAUUCACAUCGUGGGGUGGUUGUGCAGUAGACUGAAGAGAAGAUAGAUAUGGGGGAAGAAAUUCAAUGUAGCACCAUGGCAUUGGUUCCGUCAGUGCAAGCAUUUCAGUUCAUCAGAUGGAAUGAUUCCCCCCUCCCUUCUCCCUUUCCCCAAGCAUUCUUCUGAGGGAAUCUAUCAAGCCCCCUAAGAGCCAAUUUUUGGACGGGGGGAAGCAGUGUUGCGCUAGUGGAAGGACUUGCACAAUCUUCUCCAACGGGACUCCGUUGAAUCAAGCCCAAGGAAGAUGCUGCACGUGAGAAACACCUACAUGGAUAUUUGUGGGUCUCCAUAUAUAUGUUCUAAACAUCACAUAACCUAAUUACACUCAGCAGAAUCUACUGGGUAGGGAUGGAGUCGCCCUUGUAACUUAUCUUUUGCUUUUGUUAUUCACAGGAGUCGAUUUUAAAAUGAAAACUAUAGAAGUAGAUGGCAUUAAGGUUCGAAUACAGAUCUGGUAAGUGAUUUUAGCUAUUGCAAUGUAGAUCUUCAGACAGAGAGCUGAACUCUGGAUCUGGGAGACCAGAUGAGAGUUCCUUGGUGUGAAUACAUUGUGAGAACUUUGAUGAGUUGUCCAUUCUCAGCCUCAGUUCUUUUAUCUGUAAAAUGGGAAUGGCAAGUAACUCAGCCAGCAAGAUUGCCAUAAAGUGAACAUGCAGAGAGAGUGUAAAGCACUCUACAGAUGAAGUGCUUGGUAAAUUAUCAAAAGUAGCAGGGAAUCAAUAAGUGGUUAUUGAACACCAUCUGCAAAGAGAGGUCCAGUAGGACUGAGAGGGAGAGGCCAUUUGGGUUCCUUGGCAGUAAUGUAACAGGUUGUUAUAUACCAUCUGUGUAGGGUAGCCUUCCUGUGGUUGCCUGAAUGGGGACUGGGGUUGUUUUUUGGGGUGUGGAUUAAAGCUCCAUGCCUAAAAUGCAACAGAGGCCAUUUAAAACUAUUAUUGUUGUUAUUUCAAAAAACAUACUUCUUUUAGGUAGUGUUAAUGUUACUCCAGCACCACUGACCCAGGAAGUUUUCCACUUUAUGGUGUUGGUUUCUAAUGGAGGGGUGUGUGUGAAAUACUGGGGUGGGGGUCUUAGAUAGCAUUCAAAGAACUAAUUAAAAACAAAAAUAAGUCUUUUAAAAAUGGGACACGGAUGCUUUGUUGUAUGUCAGCAUGAAAAUGAUAUAGUAUAUCUUUUCUGGGAAGACCCUAGAUGCAAUUGCCUUCACAGGAGUAGAUUUAAAACAGCCCAGCAGGGAGCAGUCAAAUUGCAUAAACCUCCAUAGCUGAAGUGAUCCUGUGUGUUCUUGGGUCCCUGUACUGCAAGGAAAUUGCCUUGUGACAAUAUUAGUGACGAUGACCAUUUGUGGAUCAAAGAGCAAGUCGGUCAUAAGAUGAUACUGCAGAACAACAAUUAGUCAUACCUUAUGACGACUUGACUGCAGUUUAGCACAAAUCUGCUGUUUGGGCUUGUCUUCUGACGUGGCAGAAAGUCAAGGCUGCAUGUUAGGAAGUGUGUUUGGCAGCUACUUUAGCAGGGGUGAGGAGGAGGAAUUUGUGUAAUGUUGAGAACUGCUCCUGGCUAUCCCAUCGCUCACUUUGCAUAAUACAGAGGGUGAUUUGGAAUAACAGGGCCCAGUCCAUUACAUCAGCUGAGGCCAGCUACCAUUUGGCUCCUCUUCUCCCUGAACUAUUUCUGUUCCAGCUGGUCACUCUAAGAACUACUAUGUAACUCUUAAAGAACUGAUGCCCAACUUUUCUUAUUUCCCUCUUCCUUUUUCCUCUUGCAUCUUGGAUCUUAGUUUGUAAGCCUGUGGGUAGUGGCUCUUUUGUUCUUUAAUCACUUUGGAAACGAUUAGCAGAAUCCCAACAGGGCACAAGGAGACCUCAGCUUGCACAACAGGACUUCACCUUCCUCUCCUCUCCUUGCAGCCCCUUCCCCCCUGUCCCAUGCCAAAAUCUGCUCUGGAGCUUAUCCCAAUCCUCCAGUGCUGAUUUUGCAGCAGGGAGGAGAGGAUGGUGAAGUCCUGUUUCAUAAGCAGAAGUCUGUUCCACUCACUCAUGGGCAGUGCUGGAUACAACCCAGUAGCUGAUGAUAAUAAUUCCCUUGUCCAUAUGAGCGCCAACUCUGCUGCAGUCCAGAUGGAUCAUGUGGAUAAAAAUUGCAGUGUGUGGCCCUCAGUCUGUGUGUAACUUGGAGCAACUCUAAUGACGCCUGCUUUUGUUCCAGGGACACUGCAGGUCAGGAGCGAUACCAGACCAUCACGAAGCAGUACUACAGGCGAGCCCAGGUAAAACUGUUUUCUCCUAGACUAGAAGUAGUACAAAAAGCAUGGAGAGACCUGGGAAGGACUAGCUGGCUUUUGCAGGAAUUGUCCCAGCAUUGGCCUCGGUGCUAUUUCUCUGACAUCUUCAUCUGUUGCCAGAGAUGCAAGCAUAGUGUAACCAAAAUUCAUGGAGGUGACCUGACAGAGGUGGACAUUCUCUCCAUUUUUUGAUAUUGAGUGGAAUUAAACAUCGUGCUAAAAAGAUCGUCCUGCUGAAUUGAAUCUCGCCUGCCUUUCACCCAUGCACUAUUCUAGGGGUUUUCCCUACCCUCCGAAGCAGAAUUUGGGGGGGGGGGGCACAGGGAGAGGAGGGGUAGUAUUGUUGCACCAGUGGAUCUUGUUGCAGUAGCUUCUGCAAGUGCAACAACUUAGUUGAAUCCAGACCAUAAGUUCCUACUUGGAGACAGACACAGAGACACACACAAUUUUGGUGCUAAUGUUGACAAAAGGUUAGCACUGGAACACAGAAAGGGUCCCAACAUUAAACCUCAGCUAAAUUGAAAGGCAGCAAGCCAGCAGUCCUGGGCCGGGGAUGUCAGAUGGCCUCAAGCGCUGAAGACAAGCUGCAUACUUUAGGAAUUUAGUGUUACUGAUGCUAUCUUGGUGCAUAAAAUGCAGGGAUGUUGGCCCAUGAGAAAGCAAUCCAAAAAUCCACAGAUUGCAUGCAGCCUCCCCCACGCAGCCUCUGCCUGUAGGGUGGGCAGAGUGGGAGGAGGCAAGCAGACUGAUAAUGCCCCACGGGAAAGGCGCUGCCUCUCCAGUUGGCUGCAGCGAUCGAAGAUAUCUCUCCCCUCCACGCCUUUCCCGUGGGGCAGAGGCUGCGUGGGGGAGGCUGCGUGUGUGACCUGUUUUGUCUUUGCGCAGCUCUAUUUGUGUGCGGGCGGCGCAAUGUUACACAGAAGGACGCAAGGCGCGAUGUUUCACUGAUGUUAAAGGCACGGCGGGUUGGGGGGGAUAUUACUUCAAUUGCCGCGCUCCUCCUGUGUAACACUGCAUCACCCGCACACAAAUGGAGCUGCGCGAAGACACUGCACGGCAAAAACGGACUGCCUACAGCCUCCCUCCCUGCUGUAGGGCGGGCAGAGUGAGAGGAGGCAAGCAGACUACAGAGGGCCCACAGCUUGCCACUACCAGAAGCUGCAACUGCUAGAGGAAGUUAUUUAUUUAUUUAUUUAUAUAUUUAUUUGCUAUAUUCUGUGGAUAAGACAGCCCAUGUUUUUAGACCUAAAAAAUUGGGUAAAAAACCUCGUCUUAUAGAUGGAAAAAUACGGUAAAUGUUGUGCCCCCCAACUACUGCCUGUAGGUCACCUGUUGCCUGUCGCUUGAUGCCCUGAGCCAUAGUGGUGCUAGAUCUCUGAGACAUGAAGCCUAGUUUAUAAGGAGUGUUUAGUAAAACUGCAGCCAAAGAAGCCUGCUGUAUUUCUGCAGGGAAUGCAGACUGAUUAGCCAGGUCCCCAGGGGGAAAGACUGACAUAUUCAUUAAACAGUUGUCUGUUAUCUAGUAUGGUGGCAGCCUGCUCUGUAACAAUCUUGUAGGAACAACUGUCAAAACACAAAUGCUUUUGGUUUAUCGGUAGUAGUUAAAGGCCACAUCUGCCAUGAAGGUUUCACAAUGAGCUUGGCCUACACUCAGAUGCAUGCAGAAUCUAACAGGACAGAAGAAAGAAUAAUCCCCAAAUGUCUAGUUCCUCUUCUUCAACCCUCCAGCAUAAUUCCUGGGCAGAGGGUGCAUAGGGAAUGUCCUAUUAAAUUAACAAUUACACACACACACACACACACACACACACACACACCCCUACCCCUUCCCUGUAAGUAGAAGUCAUUUCACCUUUGGGUUUAUGUUGCACGUUUUUCUCCAUUCUGUUUUCUUGACCUGGUUCUCUCCCCAGGGGAUAUUCUUGGUGUACGACAUCAGCAGUGAGCGCUCAUACCAGCACAUCAUGAAAUGGGCCAGUGAUGUAGAUGAGGUAAGCAAGGAGGUCUCCCUGCUUCUUCCCCCUUUUGUUGGGGAUUGUUGGCCCCAGUGUGGGAGAAGUUGCCAUGGCAAAAUCGGAUGAACUGCUCCUGCUCAAGGCCUGUGUGUGUAUAUACAUGCACUCUCUUGUCUUGAGAAGCCUUCUUCAAACAGAGAAAUAGCACGUUUGGCUUAGGUGCUUGGUUUAUCUAGAGAUUGUAGGAUUAAAAUAGCCUUGGGAAUUCAACGGACAGUCCAGAUGUCCUUGAAAAAGGCAUAACACUUUUGGGGUGUCCUUAUUUCCUGUAAAAGGACUUUUACCUUGUGUAAGCUCUUCAGUAUUUAGCAAGUGCUAACUAGAAGAUUAUGCAGGGACUAGAAGAACAUCUAAUAAACCUUAACCGUGUUUUAAAUCUGAGCUGUAUUAUGCCAUCUCUGCUGCAACAAAAGGCUGUUCUUUAUUUUUUUUAAAUAACUAGCAUGUUGUUUUGCAUGUAAACCAUCCAGUGAAUAUUUAUUGAUAGGUGGCUACGUAUAUAAAUAUAAUAAUAAAUAAAAUACACUGCUGUUGAAUAACUGAUGGAGGCAUCUUGGAUACUGCCAGGGUGCUAACUUUGUGUCCUUGUGCACAUAUAUUCUGCCUUUACACUGUUAGGGAAUUUUUAUAGGUUACCCCUUGCCAGGUUGGUGCCCUCUAAAUGUGUUGAGACUACAACUCUCAUCAGCCUCAGCCAGUCCUGGGGCUGAUGAGAGUUGUGGUCCAGAACACCUGGAGGCACUGGGCUGGUGAAGGUGGUGCACAUUUUGACAUGGUGACUCUUAACACUCUGCCACAACUGGCACUGAAGUAAUCUGCUUUUGCAGUGAACUUAACAGGGAGAUGAACAGGUCUGGACUGAAGGAGAUGCUGUUGGGCAUGUGCGAUCAACUCUGUUGGCCCCUGGGUUUGGGGGGGGAUUUUCUAGCUGCCCUGUUUCUUUGAUUGGCUUUGGUCUAUGGAAGCCCUGUUUUCUGUAAGACCAUCCUGCGAUUCUUUUAAUUGCUUUGUUAAGAUCAGAAAUGUGUUGGGCGAUGCCAUUUUCCAGAUGUUUGUGUUGCAGUGGUGGAAGAAGCCAUUUGCUAUGAAAAUUCUCUGCCCUGUGCAACAGUUAAAAGGCAACAGGAAUGGUGCAUUUGACAAUCCCAAGUCUGAACAGUGCUGUACAGCUCGGCUUUUAACUAUGCUGCUUCUAAUCUGUGCUGAUUGGGAUGGGCUAAAGUCUCUCCCUCCUCUCCAGUAUGCCCCAGAUGGCGUCCAGAAGAUCCUCAUUGGGAAUAAAGCAGACGAGGAGGAGAAGAGGCAAGUAGGCAAAGAGCAAGGCCUCCAGGUAAACUUCUUGGGUAGCUGUUAGUUGUUCUCCUUUGAGACCUAAGCCUCACUCAUAGUAGAUGGUAUAGUAAAACUGACAGUGCCAGGUGGGUCAGACCAUCUACACUGCCUGGGCUCUCAGACAGGGCCCCCCAUAGCCCUACCUGAAGACGCCAGGGAUUGAACCUCAAACCUUCUAUAUGCAAAGCAGAUGUUCUGCUACUGAGCUGUUUCUGUUCACUCAGGCCUUGUAAAUAACGAUGUGGUCUGGGCCUCUCUGUUUCUUAAAUCUGUUUUAAUUUUGGCAGUGCAGUGAGUUCUGCUUUCAUUGUAUUUAUGUUUGUGCUUUUUAUUUAAAUGGUUUUAUGUUUUUAAUGGUUUUUGUAAUUAAUAAUUGUGAGAUGCCCAGAGAACCUUGUUAUGGUAUGGCGUACAAGUGUCCACUUGCCAGGCAGGCUGCAAUGCUAACCGAAGGCCUGGUCAAUGGCAGUCUCCAUGGCAGCUGUACUAACCACAGGCAUUUUUAUAUGGCUGUAGUGGCAGCCCCCAUAUCCUCCAUUUUCAGUGCCUUGUGGGAAACUUACUGGGCUCUGGGGAGGGCAUUAUUCAGGAACCUAUGUUUGAUUGAAGCCAACUUGUUCCACACUGUACCACUUCAAACAGCAAAGGGGGCCUCAUAUGUUUGGAUCUUGCCCCAUACACCUCCCCAACCAAAUUCCUCUAUAUAAGACAAUGGCAUUGUCAGGAACCCUUCUUGCUAUAGGAUAAUUUCUGUUGUUGUUGUUCAGAAGCACAUGCAGUUGUGUGAGACCCCCACAUAGUCUGGUAGAGUCAGGAACAGGUUGAUUGCCUCAUCCGCUGUGGGUGUGAACUAGGGCAGAGUCUGAUCUAGAAAACUAGAUGGAAGGAGCAGUUAAAUUUUGUCAACGUCCAGGAACUUGUGGAAAUGGGUUCUGGAAGCUGGUUUCCUUCUGGCAUAGACAAGCUGUUUUACAGUGUUCCCGGGUCACUGUUUAUAUUAGAGAUGGCACUGGGGUCUGGAGCUGGACUUCAUUCUACUAGUUUUUCCAGCCCUGGUUAAUCAGAGAGACACGCUAUGCUUGUAACAGUGCUCUUUUUCCCCAUUCAGAAACUUCAAAUGUUACCUAGCCUGUUUUUUAAAAUAUAAUACAAGCUUUCUUCUCAGUCUUGGAGGUGAUGAUGUGAGAAUGUUCUAGUUUCUUCAGAUCUAUCUGUACAAUCUAUUGACAAUCACUAUUAUACCUGUAUGUAAAGCUGUUGGAACUUCUGUCUUCCAGCUGGCCAAGGAGUAUGGCAUGGAUUUCUAUGAAACAAGUGCCUGCACCAACGUAAACAUCAAAGAGGUAAGAAUUCUGCAUAUGGAACUUCCAGGUGUCUGAUGCUUUGCAGCCAGUGUAUCACCUUUGCAGAGCAAGUGGAGACACAGAACAAAAGAGAGUUCAUGGUGGAAAAUCCUUGGGCUCACCUGUAGUUUUUGACCAUAGCAGCCAGUAGGCAACUCAUCUUUGGGAGAGAAAGCAAAGUUGCACUAUAUAUUGUUGCAAAUGUAACAUAUAUAUUUUAUUUAACCUCAGAAGUACUUACACUUAUGUACAGUGGUAUAUCUGGAUUCACACACACACACACCUACUGUAGCCUUUCGUGCCAUAUCCCAUAACUGUUCUGGAUGGUCUCUAAACCCUCAGGAGUGGGCUACAGUGGGCAGCAGAAUUACAAAAAUGGGGUCCAUUGGAUACGCCCCUAUGUGUGAUAAUGUUAGCAGUUAGUGUCAAAACUCAUACAUGGAUGGAGCAGGAGCCCACUGUUGAUCUCAGUGGGACAUACUUAAGCACGCACAUAACUCUCCUGCUUAAAACUGGAUUGUAAGUCGACUCUUGCAUGUAGCAAAUAAAAAUUGCCAUCAAGUGGGAAACCAAACUGAAAGUUUGAGAAGUAGUCUUUUUUUUUUAUCUACCUCAAAUGUCUAAAACAUUUAGACAUGUGCACCCAAGCACACUAGUAAAUACAUUGUGGGCUAGUAACUUGUGUAGACUUGUUUGCUGAUCUAAAGCUAUGUACUAAACCUCACUUUUUUAAAAAACAACCACCCUCAUGUCUUUCAGUCUUUCACUCGUCUGACAGAGCUGGUCCUGCAGGCCCACAAGAAGGAGCUAGACGGACUCCGCACAUAUGCGGCUGAUGAACUGAACCUGGUUGAGCUGGAGGAAGAGGCAAGCAAGCCAGAGGGCACAGAGCACUCCCCCAAGACCUGCUGGUGCUGAAAGCCUCCCAGUGCUCUUCCUUUUCUUCUGUCCCCCAGUGCAGGCAGAGAGGCUGCCACCUAGAGAGGGCUCCAUCUCUUUGGUCUCUGGUUGCCUGCCUGCCUGCCUGCCCACUCUCUGCCCUGCUGGAUCCUCUUUGGAUUUCCUGGUGUUUCUCCUUGAUUGGUGAUUUCUGUUGUUCCCCCAAACUCCCUGGAUCCAAAUCUCUCUUCGGGGGGGCUCACAAUAUGCAGAACAUCACCCCGCCACCUUUGCGGAAGAGCUGUGGUUGGCGAUCGCAGCAGCCGAGGCCUCUUCAGCAGCCUCUCAACCUCCAGGUGCUCUGCAGCCUUGCCCUUUUCCAGGGGGCAGCUGAGCCAGUUGGGUUCUGUGCCUGGGUGCAACUAGGCCUGUCCUCUGAGAACAGGGCGCUCAAGGAGGGAGGAAUGUCCCGCUUCAUUCACUCUCCUCCAGACAGACCGUUUGCUUGCACACCCUCAAUAGCAGGCCUGCUGAAGGCUUGUCCGUUUGUAUCCGCCCCCCGCCCCCCAUACAUUGCCUUGCCAUUUCAGCAUCUGCCCUAAUGCCUGCACAGCUUUGUGCAGGGUUGGGGCUUUGCGGCUGUAUUGGAUACAGUGUCUUGUACAUACCUGGCUGCCUGGAGGUUGUUGUUAAAAAAGACCUCUCACCACGGCAUCUCGCCAAAUUGGGGCUUGUUCCAAAGUGCACAGUGGCAUCUCUUGCCCUGCUAAGUGUAAGCUGCUGGGAGCAGCAAGAGUCUAGCCCUGCUGGGAAAGGGGUAGGAUGAUGGAAAUUUGGGGCUUUAAAUUCAGACUCGCCUUACCAGUUGCAAUUAAUGUUUGCUUCUUCCCAGGCCAAACUAGGCUCCCAUUUUGUAACUCCUUGGAGCCUUGUCUUGCACACCAAGCAAAAUCCUUGCCUACUAUUAUUUACUCGAAGAUUUUGUAGGGCAUCUUCGCUUGGCUCCCCUUGGGUAUCUUUGGUGGUGCAGGUACAUCAGGCACCCGCUUAGCCUAUAUCCCUGCACCAAUGGAGGCAGAGAGCCCACCCUAUCUGUGUCAACUGUGCGGAACUGGCUUUGAGAGCCCCCUUGGAAUGACUUUCCCAACUAUUCACCAAAGCGCUGAUAUGGAAACACACUGUAAUCUGUGCAUAGAGCCUUCCCUCGUUUGUUUCUUCUCACUCUUGAGAUCCAACCUGUAAGAAGUUGCUCACAACCCUUUCGUGGGCUCUUUUUAGAAGUUCCUCCACAGAAGGAAUUUCCUUGGAGGCUCAGCCUGGUAGAUUCCAGGGUAUCCAAUUUAUUUGGUUCUUUUGCCAUGUGCUGCUUAACAUGGCUUGAUCCGAGCAAACUGAAACCAGCCUGCCUGCCUGCAUGUUGUACCAGCAUCCCCCUCUCGCCUUGACAUGCUUGGCGGGGGAGGCCUAAAGACACUUGGCAGUAUGUCAUGGUAAUUCUAAUCUAUAUGCGCCUGCCUGCUCCAGAGUAGCUGCUCCCUGCGUGCCAACACCUUGGGGAGGCGAAGACUCCUUUCCAUUCCUACGUACAUGCCAGCAAUGGGCUACAUUUGCGGAUCUAGAAAGGAUGGGUGUCAAGCAGAGGCUUUCUGGGUGGGAUGGCGGUGCGUUAAGUCCUCCUGCUGCCUAGAGAGGCUGCCUUUGAUGGAGGGGGUGGGGCUUAGGCACGAUCUAUUUGAGUGAUAGAAAAUGGUUCUUAUAUCCAUGUGAUGAUCUGCCCUUCCCUAGCCAGGUCAUACCAGAGAGCAGACUGAUCUACAUUUCCCUGCUCAUUUUUCCUCUUCCUCCUCCAGUUGGUUGUUGACUUUCUCUCUCAGAGCAGAUGAAAAAUAUUUUUACCCAGUGAAGGAGAGGAAGGAUAGUAGCGGGAAUAAAGUUGGCUGCACAGUGAUGCUUGUCCUGAAAGCAAGGGUGCCUUGCAUUUCCAAAAAAGGCUCCACUCUCAAAACCACCAGUUUUAUCUCUUUCUUUGUGCUGGGUGGGUUUGAACAGGUAUCAAGCCACUGGAAACAGUGGAGUUCUACACACAGUGCCUGCUGUUGGCAGGAGCAGCUCUCCUGUAGCCACAGUCCCCUGGGAAGACCCCAGUCCCAGGGUCUGGGAAGAAAGAGGCAUGAAAAGGCUUGACCACAAGGGACCGCUUCCUGCAAGACCUAGUGUGAAGCUGGAGAUAUUGUAGACACUAAUUAGAGACACACGUAGCUGGUAGCCUGUUUAGUUUUUGAACUACAGCUCCCACCAUGCCUGACCAUAGGGCCGUGCCGGCUGUGAUGGUAUGAGGGGAGCUGGAAUCAAACAACACCUGGAGGACCAAAGCUUCCUCCCAGCCAUGGUGUAGUAGGACCCAAAUUCUGUAAGAACAGGUGAAAAUGCAAAGAAACGAGGACUUGUGCAGGUGGGGAACUAGGCAUCUUUGCCCUGAGAGAGGAGGCAUGUAGAGACUGAAGGAAAUGGAUGGGCCACAGCAAAGGAAGAGCUUUUUUGCCUCUUUUGUAAGCCCAAACUGUUGAUCUGAUUCGUUGAGGCCUUGCUGGCUUUGGUCUGCCUAGCUUGUUAGGAGGCUGGAAUGAAGACUGAGGGCUAAUCCUUGCACAGAGAGUCUACGUGGCCUGUGUUGUCUUCUCUCCCCACCCCCAGCCCCCGCUCCUGUUUUCUGACUGGAUUGCACUGCACCCAAGGUGAAUGGGCAUGCUGUGAGUGCAGAAAGCAGGUUUUAUAUGACCACUUAAACCUACAGUGUGGAAGGCCUGUGGCAGCAUGCAGAACUGCCAUGCUAAGGCAUAAAUGUGAUGAGAAACGUGGAAUAACUCACUCGGCAUCUUCUCAGUGCAACUGGGAAACAAAAAACAACAGCAGUGGCUAGCUAGCUGCCUGCAGAGAGUGGUUGUCUCAGCUGGUUCCUGGCUGUCUCUUGCACCCAGUUCUUUAAAACUCUGUUGCUAGAGCUGCCCUCAAGGUGGUCUGUCUGAAAGGAUUGAAGAGAGGGAUGUCAUUCUGUCCCUGAAAUGAGCACAGGAGGCUUCCCAGUAUCUCUGGCUCUGCAAGCUAGGAGGUCCCAAAGAAAGCCCAAAGAUGUCCCCACUGUAGCUUUUCCUUGCCUGCUGCAAUUCAGCAUCACAUCGGCGCCGCUUGCUCCACCUAGGAUCUAAGACCAUAUCCCACCAAUAUAAUAGAAGCUGGGCUGCUGAUGCUGUUAACUAUAACACACAAACUACUAGACUCCAAUGUAAUCUUCACAACACACAAGACCAGAAAGGGGAACAGGUGAGGAGCUCUUUGCCUUGCUUAUGGCAGGAGCUGGAGUCCUUAUUGUGUAGAGUCAGCAAUGGCCUCUUAACUGGGUUGAACUUGCAAACAAGUGGUUGACGAAGCCUCUGGCUCCCAACACUGAGCCAAAUGAGCCACACUAACAGUGUGCAUUCUGGGUCAUUAAGACAACUCUUUCAGUGCGAGAAAAGCUCCCUAAUCAAUGCUGAUUUUUCUCUGUGCAGAUUGGAGUAGUGCUCUCAGGAGGCCACAAAGUGCUUCUUGGUUUCAGGCCAGUGCUUGGGGAAGGGAGGAUGAGUCUGGGAAUCUAGCACUCUCCAGUAUUCUGAGGCUGCCUCCGUCCUGUUGAGUCACAGAUCAUUCUGUCUGUAGCGGAAACCGUUGCAUAUAAACUUGUCAUGGGAUCCAGCCAAACUUAGAACUUUCUGAAUCCUCUGCUGUGUCUGUAAUUUGUGGACUUUGCACUUUGACUGGGUUUCCUUGUAUGGCCUGUCAUUGUAACUCAUGAUUUUAAACAAGAAAGAUCUUUACAAAAAUAAAGAUUCUCAAAGUGGU
Messenger RNA from Podarcis lilfordi (Lilford's wall lizard), 19905 nucleotides. Lineage: Eukaryota; Metazoa; Chordata; Lepidosauria; Squamata; Lacertidae. The record is from the annotation of a GenBank genome assembly.